Molecule: messenger RNA, 1136 nt
Organism: Drosophila sulfurigaster albostrigata
Lineage: Eukaryota; Metazoa; Arthropoda; Insecta; Diptera; Drosophilidae
Product: ankyrin repeat and KH domain-containing protein 1-like
Exons: 2
Coding region: 179-952 (257 amino acids)
Biological process (GO): innate immune response
Cellular component (GO): cytoplasm
Molecular function (GO): protein binding
Source: RefSeq, a predicted model, not a curated record
CUAUUCUCGUCUGUCAAAUAUUUCUGACAAUUGUAUUUCAUUUUUGCUGCUCUGAUAAAAGUUUUGUUGAAAAUGUUUCCAUUCCAAGAACAAAAAAAUCGACCAGCACUAAUUGAAGCGGCUGCUCAGGAACAACUUCAAUAUAAAUGAAAGAUGUGAAAAUGGGGAAACGGCGCUCAUGGUUGCCAGCGCGGGCGGUUAUGUUUAUGUGGUGAAUGCACUGCUAAGCCAUGGCGCAAACAUUAAUGAGCACAAUGUGAUUGGACAUACACCGCUGAUGAAGGCCGCAUGUGGCGGCCAUGUGGAAGUAGCCAAGGUAAUUUUCGAGCGUGGAGCCGAUAUCAACACCCGCUCCAAUGAGAACAACAAGAGUGCAUUGUCAGUGGCUAGCUACAAGGGUCAUAUUGAUUUGGUGCGUUUCCUACUGCAAGCUGGCGCCGAUCACUUGAACUUCGCUCUUUCAGCGGCUUCAACAGGUGGCCAAGUGGAAGUAGCGCAAUUAUUACUAGACUCCGGAGCGCAAGUCAAUAGUUCCACUUAUCCACUGCCAUCGCCGCUGGAAUGUUCAAUUAACAAUAGUGACGUUGAGGUUACCACUUUGCUCAUCCAGGCCGGCGGCAACAUUAAUGGGGCCAUUACAAAUGGCAACACGUAUCUCAUGAUGGCAGCUGGCAAGGGGGACGUGAGAAUGGUGAACUUAUUAUUGGAGAGCAAUGCGGUUGUGGAUGCAACGAUGAAAAAUGGAGACACGGCGCUGAUGAUUGCCUGUAAGAAAGGACAUACCGUUGCGGCUAGUGUGCUCCUCUCAUAUGGCGCUAAUCUGGAGCACACGACGGAGGACAACCGUACGCUACUUAUGGAGGCUUAUCGUGCCUGCCACUUGACGACCUUGAACUUACUCAUCGAGAAGGGCGCACGAGUUACCUUCUCUACCCUAUUCGUAGAGAUGUAGAGUCUUCGACAAACGUGAAGAGGGACGAUCCAACUGGACACAAUCGGAACGACCGUUAUAAAAAACGACAAAAAAGAGAAGACAGAAUUGCGAAGUGACGUUUGGUUCGACUCUGCAGUCGAGCGUUCACACUGCAACUUAGCAGACGUCGAAAUAAAAAAAAGAAAGAGUAAAAAAAACAACU